CAGCGGCGCGCAUGGAUUUAUGAAGACACUCAUGCACGAAGUGGGCAGGACUUGGGCAAACUUUUGCACCCGCUCCGCGUCCGCCGCUCCGCGCGCCUCGUCUCCACUCCCGGCCUCGCCCAGCGGCCGCCGCUGCCCGCAAUGAUAGCCGCGCUGCUGGGCGGCGGCGGGGCCCGCGGGGUGACCGUGCCGGGCGCCUGGCUAUGCCUGAUGGCGCUGCUGCAGCUGCUGGGCUCGGCGCCGCGGGGCUCUGGGCUGGCGCACGGCCGCCGCCUCAUCUGCUGGCAGGCGCUGCUGCAGUGCCAGGGGGAGCCGGAGUGCAGCUACGCCUACAGCCAGUACGCCGAGGCGUGCGCGCCGGUGUUGGCGCAGCGCGGUGCGGCCGAGGCGCCCGGGGCGGCCGCCGCCUUCCCCGCCUCGGCAGCCUCGCUGUCGUCCCGCUGGCGGUGCCCGAGCCACUGCAUCUCGGCGCUCAUUCAGCUCAACCACACGCGCCGCGGGCCCGCGCUGGAGGACUGUGACUGCGCGCAGGACGAGAACUGCAAGUCCACCAAACGCGCCAUUGAGCCGUGCCUGCCCCGGACUAGCGGCGGCGCGGGCGGCCCGGGCGCGGGCGGGGUCAUGGGCUGCACCGAGGCCCGGCGGCGCUGCGACCGCGACAGCCGCUGCAACCUGGCGCUCAGCCGCUACCUGACUUACUGCGGCAAGCUCUUCAACGGGCUGCGCUGCACCGACGAGUGCCGCACGGUCAUCGAGGACAUGCUGGCCGUGCCCAAGGCGGCACUGCUCAACGACUGCGUGUGCGACGGCCUGGAGCGGCCCAUCUGCGAGUCGGUCAAGGAGAACAUGGCCCGCCUGUGCUUCACCCCCGACACGGGCGCGGGGCCGGGCAGCAGCGGCUCGGACGGAGGCCUGGACGACUACUACGACGAGGACUACGACGACGAGCAGCGGGUGGGCGGUGCGGGCGAGCAGCCCCUGGACGACGACGACGGUCUCCCGCACCCUGCGCGCCCGGGCGGCGGCGCUGCUGCAGCGGGCGGCCUCGGGGACCUGCCCUACGGCUCAGGGCGCCGGAACGGCGGCGGCCGCUCGGCGAGCCCCGGCGCCUGGACCCCGCUCGCCUCCAUCUUGCUGCUCUUGCUGGGGUCAAGCGUUUAGUCCUGGAGACCCCGCUACUGCCAGGCCGGCGUGCGCGCUCCGCUGGACCCCGCGCCGGGCACCUGCGGCUCCAGGGACGCGGGGUGGUCGGGAAGCCCGGCCAAAACUUUCCCCAGGUCCGCUGGGCCUCUCCCGUCUCCCAGCCACCACGCCUGGCUCUUUUAGAGUCGCCUGCCCCCUGCAUGGCUCCUUGGACCGCAUCCGCCGGUUCCAGGUUCCGGAAACAACUGGGAUGAACCCUACAGGUGGGAAAUCUGCAGAAUUCAGGACACCUAGUGAAACAGACCGGAAGCCUGGACUUGGUUAGAGAGUGCUGACCCGUGGGACCUAACAAUUCCGAGGGACCGGGGGAGGGGGAUGUUGCAGGAGGAAUUAUACUUGCAAAGGGCCUGUUUAUUAACAGUUUUCCUGUGAGGGGACAAAUGGUGGUGGCAACGACUUUCUUUGCUGUGGUCAGAGAGGAGCACAGCAAUGGUAAGUGAAUGAAACAGCACCACUCACACAUUCACUGAUUGCUCUCCGUGCCAACACCUGUAACACUGGGUGUGAAGCGGGUGAUUGCCUUGGGGAACCCCUAAAUUACAUUUGUAUAACUUUAGCGCCUAUGCUAUCACUCUGAUCUCUCAGCACGUGUCUUAGAAUUAAGGGUCCAAAAAUGCUGUUUUAAAAGAGUUACCAUAGUGUUGAACAAUGCAAGUUUUUAUUUUGAAAAAGCUCUAUACUGCCAUCUAUGAAAGGAAGCCUCUUUAUAAUGUUUGUUUUGUUGUCAUUUUUUUUUACAGCAAGAAAGUGUAAGUUUGACUAGGCAGAGAAUGAAUAUUGCCUCUGCGCCCCUAUCAGGGUCUUCAACCCUGGUAUGUCGUAUAUAAAGUGUAUUAAAACUGGGGUUUCUUACCAGUUGCUGUACUUUGUAUAUAGAAUUUUUAUAAAUUGUAUGCUUCAGAAAUAAUUUAUUUUUUAAAAGAAAUUAAAAGUUUUAAAUCCACAUCAAUGUUAUAUCUCCCCCUCCAAGAAAUGUAUAGAAUCCAUUGGUUACCAGGAACCCAAAUCCGAAGCCCCUUUUGAAGUGUGCCCUGUUUAGAACAGUCUUAAAAUGUACAGUGUAUUUUAUAGAUUUGGAGUAAUGUUCUUAUUUUCAAAAGAAUUUAUGGACAUUGUAGAAAUGUAUAAAUGCAUUUCCAAACUGCCUUAAACAUUGUAUUUUUAUAGACGUGAUUUUUUUUAAUCCUGUUUUAAAUAACUGUGGCUUUGUGUAUUUUUUGGUUGUUUUAUUAAAAAUUUGUACAUCAGUAUAAAGAGUUGAAACAAUGAA
Molecule: messenger RNA, 2473 nt
Organism: Nannospalax galili (Upper Galilee mountains blind mole rat)
Lineage: Eukaryota; Metazoa; Chordata; Mammalia; Rodentia; Spalacidae
Gene: Gas1
Product: growth arrest specific 1
Exons: 1
Coding region: 142-1161 (339 amino acids)
Biological process (GO): negative regulation of mitotic cell cycle
Cellular component (GO): plasma membrane
Source: RefSeq, a predicted model, not a curated record